This is a messenger RNA of Drosophila arizonae, 822 nucleotides long. RefSeq names its product microfibril-associated glycoprotein 4-like. NCBI's taxonomy places the organism in Eukaryota, Metazoa, Arthropoda, Insecta, Diptera, Drosophilidae. The record is from RefSeq and is a predicted model, not a curated record.
AUGGAAAAUGAUGCUCAGUGCGGCCCCUAUUGUUACCGCCUUGUGAAGCCCCUGCUCCUCUCUGCAGCAUUGGCUGACGAGAAAGAGAGGCAGUUGAGGGCUGAGAUACAGCGUCUAGAGAGUCAACUGGAACAAAGCAAAGCGCAUCAAAAACAUUGCUUGACCAAGGAGGACUUGCUGAGCUCCCAACCAAUGUGGAUUGAUAAGCUUCCAGAUGCCAAUAAGGUUCAACUUUUAUCGAACAACGGCUCGGAAAUCAUAGGAGCCUCAACUGAAGAUAAUGCAGUGCCUGAGAAAAGACUUUCUGCAAAUGAGGCAGAAACCAAAGUCAAUUUAAUCACAAGUUGCAUUGGACAAGCGAAUGGGAUUUACGAACUAAAAAUGCAGGGUUCGAGCCCCUUUAAGGUGCCCUGUGAUUCGAAUUGGACAGUUAUUCAGCGUCGCUUGGAUGGCUCUGUGGACUUCAACAGGAAUAUGUCGGACUACCGAUCGGGCUUCGGCCAAUUGGAUGGUGAAUUUUUCAUCGGCCUGGACAAGCUUUACCUAUUGACAAAGUCGCAGCCACAUGAGCUCUACAUAUCUAUGAAGGAUGUUAGAAAUCAUACACUCUUUAAACACUAUCUGGACUUCAGAAUUGGCGGAGAAGAGGACAACUUUCGACUUAUUUCAUUGGGCCAAUAUAAUGGAAACCUGAGAGAUGAAAUGUCUCACCAGGUCAAUUCAGCGUUCUCUACCUAUGACAAUGAUAACGAUGUUUAUCCCUACAAUUGCGCGCUUUUGGCGCAAAGCGGUUGGUGGUUCUCGUCAUGCUUCGACAGGUAA